Serinus canaria (Common canary) is the source of this 882-nucleotide messenger RNA. RefSeq names its product trafficking protein particle complex subunit 6B (gene TRAPPC6B). Gene Ontology annotation, cellular component: trans-Golgi network; cis-Golgi network; TRAPP complex. The record is from RefSeq and is a predicted model, not a curated record. Gene Ontology annotation, biological process: endoplasmic reticulum to Golgi vesicle-mediated transport; regulation of GTPase activity. Lineage: Eukaryota; Metazoa; Chordata; Aves; Passeriformes; Fringillidae. The transcript has 6 exons. Bases 255 to 731 code for a protein of 158 amino acids.
CCUGCUCCAGCAGUAGGGUGGGCGGGGCAGCUCCGCGGGAGGGGCGCGUUUGAGCCUAGGCUCCGGGCUUCGUUCAGGGCCCUACGCUGCCGGCGGCGCCCGAGUCCGCUGACUCUGCAGAGCCUUAACCCGAGAGCCCAGGCCCUUUCCAGAGCUUUCCCGGCGGGGAGAUAGGCCCGGCCGAUACUGCUGGGCCUCGGCCGGGAUCUCCCGCGGGUGUCCGGGCCCGCCCGGAAGGGGCGGCGGCCCCGGCGAUGGCUGACGAGGCGCUGUUCCUGCUGCUGCAUAGCGAGAUGGUGGCGGGGCUGUACCGCGCCGCCGAGCAGGGCGAAGGGGAGAACGGGCGCUGCACCACCAAGCUGGAGAGCAUGGGCUUCCGCGUCGGGCAGGGGCUCAUCGAGAGGUUUACAAAAGACACUGCCAGGUUCAAGGAUGAAUUAGAUAUUAUGAAGUUCAUUUGCAAAGACUUUUGGACAACAGUAUUCAAAAAACAAAUAGAUAACCUAAGGACUAAUCACCAGGGUAUUUACGUCCUUCAAGACAAUAAAUUCCGUCUCUUGACACAAAUGUCUGCAGGAAAGCAGUAUUUAGAACAUGCACCAAAGUAUUUAGCAUUCACCUGUGGACUAAUCAGAGGAGGCCUAUCAAAUCUGGGAAUAAAGAGUAUUGUAACAGCUGAAGUUUCAUCAAUGCCUGCAUGUAAAUUUCAGGUGAUGAUACAGAAGAUGUAGAGCACAUUCAAAUCUGGGUGUCUACUUUAAAAAGCCUUUGUAUGUGGAUUCACUAUCUUGGCUCAGGCUUGUAUAUAACAUGUAAAUUAUAGCAGUGUGCAGCACAAUUCCAAAAUAUAUAAUAAAUGCUCAUAGAAAUAACUUAACACUA